This is a messenger RNA of Archocentrus centrarchus (flier cichlid), 3706 nucleotides long. It is a transcript of the gene trip10a, whose product is annotated as thyroid hormone receptor interactor 10a. Gene Ontology annotation, biological process: signal transduction. The record is from RefSeq and is a predicted model, not a curated record. The transcript is spliced from 16 exons. Gene Ontology annotation, molecular function: protein binding. Lineage: Eukaryota; Metazoa; Chordata; Actinopteri; Cichliformes; Cichlidae. The coding region runs from base 478 to 2259 and encodes 593 amino acids.
CCGGGACACUUUCUCAGGGAAGCACAGAGUCCCCGGAGCUUGUAGCCCGCAGAACGCUUUUUAUAAACCAGGUUACAGAAGAACACGGCUUGAACUAAAGUCUCACUUUAACCCGUGGAGGCUGUGGGGAUGCAGCACAAUCUCCUGGCUGGUAUCGUGUGUGGUUCAGGGCGCUGCCCCUUUAAGGCUUAGGAUUUGGGAGUGACGCGGAUACGAAAGCUAGUUUGUCCCUGUUUCCUUCGCUAUGUAAAAUAUUUGGAAGAACCAAACUAACGAUUGGCACCCCUAAUUAAUUCUUUGAUCAUGAUGCUGAUUUACUGUAUGUGCUGAAAAGAAAAAGCCGGAGCAGGUAGUGUUUACGACCGAUUUCUCACUUUGGAUUUCUACUCGCCAGGGCCGGCCUCCGAGCUGCUGGGAUAACUUUGGAGAAGUUCUUUGUAUUCGGGGUAGUCAGACAGCUUGGCCAGCAGGCUGAACAUGGAUUGGGGCACGGAUCUUUGGGACCAGUGUGACAUCAUUGAGAAGCACACACAGUCUGGCCUGGAGCUGGUAGAGAAGUAUGUGAAAUUUGUGAAGGAGAGGACAGAGAUUGAGCAAAACUAUGCCAAACAACUGAGGAACCUUUCAAAGAAGUAUAACCAAAAGCGAAGCAGCAAAGAUGAGCCAGAAUGCAGGUUCUCCAGCUACCAGGCUUUUUUGGACAUCCUGACUGAGAUGAACGAUUAUGCGGGGCAGAGAGAACUAAUUGCUGAGAACUUGAUGAUGAAUAUUUGCAUUGAUCUUACCAAGUACCUGCAAGAGCUCAAGCAGGAACGAAAGACGUAUCUGAUGGAGGCCAAGAAGGCCCAGCAGAGUUUGGAGAGCACCUACAAGCAGCUUGACAGCAGUAAAAAGCGCUUUGAAAGAGAAUGGAGAGAAGCGGAGCGUGCGGCACAGUAUGCAGAGAAGACCGACCAAGACAUCAACGCCACAAAAGCUGAUGUUGAAAAAGCCAAACAACAGGCUCAUAUGAGAGCGCACAUAGCAGAGGAGUGUAAGAACGACUAUGCUGCUCAGCUCCAGAAAUACAACAAAGAACAGAACCAAUUCUAUUUUAACGACAUGCCUCUCAUUUUCAAUAAAUUGCAGGAUUUGGAUGAGAGGCGAGUACGGAAGCUGGCACAAGGCUACAUCUUGUUCUCAGACACAGAAAAGCAUGUGAUGCCCAUCAUUGGCAAGUGCCUGGAAGGCAUUACUAAAGCCGGAACUAAUGUUAAUGAGAAGAAUGACUCAGUGAUUGUAAUAGAGCAGAAUAAGUCGGGCUUUGAGCGUCCGGGAGAUUUGGAGUUCGAGGACUACAGUCAGGGCAUCAAUCGAGCUUCUUCUGACAGUAGCCUUGGCACACCUAAAGGCCCCAUGGACCUUCUGGGGAAGAACAAGAGCAAAAACUUUUGGCUUUUCAGCAAGCGAAGUAAGCUCUCUUCUCCAAUGCUCGCUCCUUUCUCCACACCCCCUGCCCCUUCACCUAACGGACCCCCUUCCCCCAAGUUUGGCCGGGACCCCCUGUCGUACUGUUUGAAGGAGAUCAAUAAGACAGUCAAACCCAGAAUCUCUUCCUUCCGGACACUCAGGAGAUCGAAGUUUACUCCAGAGAGGACCAUGCCUGCAGUGACAGAGGACUUUGCCCAUCUCCCUCCAGAGCAACGCAGGAAAAGGUUACAACAGAAAUUGGAUGAAAUCUGCAAAGAGCUGCAAAAGGAAGUAGAUCAGAGUGAAGCACUGGGAAAGAUGAAAGAUGUUUAUGAGAAAAAUCCUCAAAUGGGGGACCCUGCUAGUCUGGCAUCCCAAAUCAACCAGACAUCCCAAAAUAUAGAGCGGCUCAGAGGAGAACAGAGCAAAUAUGAGACAUGGCUCGCUGAAGCUGGAGGUCGAGGAGACGCAUUGCGCUACAAAGCUCACUCAUUUAACAAUAAUGGAGCUAAUGAUGUACACAGCCCUGAUGGCGCUUACUCUGAUGAAAGCACUCCUGAUCCUUCCCAAGCUAUUUAUGCUGAGUUUGAUGAUGACUUUGAGGACGAGGAACUAGCUGCUCCUAUUGGAAAAUGCACGGCCAUGUACAACUUCCCCGGUGCCAGUGAAGGCACCAUCGCUAUGCAGGAAGGGGAGGUGCUGGCUGUGGUGGAGGAGGACAAAGGGGAUGGUUGGACCCGUGUCCGUAGGAGCAACGGAGAUGAAGGCUACAUACCUACAUCUUAUGUUACCAUCACUCUAAAUAAGUGAUAGGCACACGGAGAGCAAGAGAAAAACACAUUAACAUUAAAAAAAACAAAAAAAAACAAACAAAAAAAACUAUGCAGUUCUUCCUAAUGGACUGAACACGAAGAAGAAGACAGCACUAAUGGACAGGACUACCAGUGUAUCCAGAAAGAUCCAGAUGAGGUGUUUUGACUUUCUGAAAGAGGCGCACCAUGUAAGAAGAGGAAUGGUGCUAACCGUGUGCUCCUCAUCGCGUGAAUGCCAUGUUUGUAACCCCAGUUACCUAAGCCACCUGAACCACUAAGCCAUUUUCCUUUCAAAUCUUGCAUCACUAUAUAUGGUUUUUGAAAUCCUUUUCAUGCACCAUUAUGGUACAACUGCUUGUCUCAUUUCAAAGCCUAAUGAGGCAUUAGGUUCUGAGUGUGAGAGGAAGAAGUGGAGGAGGAGGAGUAGGUUGAGUGCUGCUGCCAUCUUUACACUGGGUGUUAACACCAGUAAUGCGUAAGAGGAAAUUGCGUCUUCUGUUUACCUUUUCGAUUAAAACCUGACCUGCUUUGGCCCAAUGGCAGUCCGCUGCUGAAACUAGAAUAUAGCACCCGUUUCAGUUUUUAUUUGCCUCAAGUGCACCACUCUCUAGCUUUUGAUAGUACUUGAGUGUCACCAGGAAGUAAAUUUCAUUUGUGGGUGAAUGCCUUACUUUUGGUUUUUAGCAGCGUGUAGGACCGAAAGGUGAGGACAGCUCUCCCAUCAUAGCUAAAUCACACUCAAACAACCAUACAGACACUUUAAUGUUCAGACAAUCACACAUAUCAUUCACACUUAAGUACAUUUCAGACUUUUAGCAGUAAUAAGGAUAUGCAGGAGCUGCUCUUUUUUUUUUUUUUUUAAUGGCUACAUCCUGAAAAUUUAGAGAAAAAUAAUUUAUUGCAGAUGUGCAUUAAUAACAUGUUCAUGUUUGAAAGAAGUUGUACUUUGUAUUAAGGAUCUUGUCACGUUCUUCUUCUCCGCUUGCACACAUAGUGGACAGUUUGUAGCCACAAAAGGGAGUAAAUAAAAUGUGUUUCAUUAAGACUAUUGUAUUUAUGUAAUAAGUAAUAUAUAUUUUAGCUAUUGCAACACCACUAUUGUCUUAUUAGCAUUUUUAACAAGUCAAAUAAAAAUUCUUACUUUGUGAGGAAAAAAAAAAUUAAAAGUUCAUUUUAUGGCCAACAAUGUUACAGUUUUUCACACUUUAAGUUGUCAUUCCAUGUCUGUUCUUUAUGUUGUCAUGGAACCAGCUAGAAGCAUUACUUGUUCAAGUAACUGCUCAUUUGUCUUUGGUGCCUUUCUGGUUAAAAGCAAUGUGUAUAUACCAUUUUUUUGCAUAUAAAAUAUUUUCUUUUUUUCAAGACUUAAUAAAUGUUAAGCACAUUUCAGAAUUUGAUGUGGUUAUGUCAUUUCUGGACUUUGAGAAAUAAAUAUUUAAAACGAA